AUGCCUCACGGUGCUCCGAAGAAGCCGUUUGAUGGGCAGCUUCACGACGUGAAGUCGAGAUGUUGGGGCAAAGUGAAUACCUUUGGUCAGAUUGCUUUGCGCUUCCAUUCGAACCCGACCAAUCUGGAAAAUUGGUUUCAGCAGAAUUCUUUGGCUGACCAAAGUGCGCGGUCGUCAUCGGAUAGUACCUUAGUGGAGACGAAAUCAUGUCUACCAACACCACGACUAAACAUUGCUAUUCAAAUCUGCGGAUCAAGAGGCGACGUACAGCCUUUUAUUCCAAUUGCAAAAAUACUUCAGGCGCCGCCAUAUGGACAUCGCGUGCGGAUAUGCACACAUCCUGUUUUCAAGGACUUUGUGGAAGGCAAUGGGAUAGAAUUCUUCUCCAUAGGCGGGGACCCAGAAGCUCUCAUGGCCUACAUGGUUAAAAACCCAGGACUCUUACCCAGCAUGGAAAGUCUCAAGGCCGGCGAUAUUGCCAAACGACGCAAAGAAAUGGGCGAAAUGGUCCAAAGCACGUGGCGCAGCUGCAUCGAAGCCGGCAACGGUAUGGGACCUCCUAUAACUGCCAUCAACGUCGACAACCCAGAAGAUCUAUUCAUCGCAGACGUCAUAAUUGCCAAUCCUCCAUCAAUGGGUCACAUCCACUGUGCCGAGAAGUUGGGGAUACCGUUGCAUAUGGUGUUUACUAUGCCGUGGUCCCCAACCAAGGCGUUCCAUCACCCGCUUGCUGCGAUGGACUAUGGAGAUGUAGAUCAUCGUACUGCCAAUUAUUUCAGUUUUGCGAUGAUGGAGUUAUUGACCUGGCAGGGGCUCGGAGAUCUCAUCAACAAGUUCAGGACACAUACUUUGAAACUGGAUCCAAUUAGUCCAAUGUGGGGAUUUCAGUUGGUGCAGAGGCUCAAGGUGCCAUAUUCAUACUUGUGGAGUCAGACUCUUAUUCCCAAGCCGGAAGACUGGCCGUCCCAUAUCAGCGUGACGGGCUUCUCAUUUUUGAAAGCAGGGCGUAACUACACGCCACCGCCAGACUUGGUGCAAUUCCUGGAGUCGGGACCACCACCAGUGUACAUUGGCUUUGGAUCUAUUGUUGUCGAUAAGCCUAGUGAGCUUACGAAACUGCUCUUUGAAGCUGUGGCGUUGGCGGGUGUUCGAGCAAUCAUUUCAAAAGGCUGGGGAGGUUUCGAGGCAGACCAGGUACCGGAUAAUAUCUAUCUCAUCGGAAAUUGCCCUCACGACUGGCUUUUCCAACGUGUAUCCUGCGUUGUUCAUCAUGGAGGCGCUGGCACAACAGCAGCGGGUAUCGCCCUCGGCAAACCUACAGUCGUCGUACCCUUCUUCGGCGACCAACCGUUCUGGGGACAAAUGAUUGCUCGCGCUGGCGCGGGCCCGAAACCCAUUCCUUAUAAACUAAUGACUGCAGAGAGCCUUGCCGAUAGCAUCAGAUUUGCAUUGAGAGACGACGUACGGGUAUCUUGUGAAAGGAUGGCGGCCGACAUUGCAGAAGAAGACGGCGCAACAGACACUGUCAAAGCCUUUGAGCAGCACCUCAAGAUCGACGAUAUGAGAUGUCAGGUCUGUCCUGGACGUCUAGCCGUGUGGCUCGAUAAAAAAACCGGCGUACAUCUCAGUAAUAUGGCUGUCUGCACGCUCGCCGAGAAGGGACUUGUACAUCCAAAGGAGCUGCGUCUGUUACGACAUAAGAACUGGUAUGUCCAUGAAGGCGCAGAAUCGCCUUUGAUUGGUGCUGUUGCUGCCAUGUCAGGGACUUUUGCCAGCAUCGCAACAGCAACCUCGGAUUAUUCCGAGCGUCUGAAGAGGCCGAACAAACCUGCAGAUUCUACCUCGCAACUCCCACGCAAACGCCAAGAUGAAGAAGCUAUUGACCAGCUAACCGGAAUUCCCCGCCCUAAUCCCACGCAGCUAGAAACAAUGGCAUGGCGCAUGGCAUUGAAGACUUACGAAGCAAAUGUGCACGACAAUUUUGAGAAACCGCCCGAGAAUUCCAAAUUGGCGAAGAUGCGGGCACGCAUCGCAGAAAAGAAGGCGAGGAGAGGUCGGGCACAUCAGAUUGUCUGCGCGACGGCACAUUACGGGAAGGACUUGACAAAGACGGGACUUCAAGCACCCGUCGCAUUUUUCUAUAAUGUUGCAAACGGCUUUCGGAAUUUCCCUUCUUAUGUCCUAAGAAAUGAAAUGAAUCGGCGACGAGACGAAAUCACUGGACUAGGCACUGGCCUUACUGUGGCUGGAAGAGAAUGUAUCCUAGGAUUCUACGAAGCCUUUGCUGGCGUCCUCUGUCAUCCAUACAUGGCCGCGCGACAAGAAGGUGCCAUUGGUGUUCCCAAGGGACUUGGUCGCAGCUUGUCCAGCUUCAGUUGCCACAUCCUAGCCGGUGUCUUUGCGGUCCCAGGAUACACGCUUAAAGGUAUUGAGGCUGCAUUGUCGAAACACAGCACUACGGAUUUGCAGGCCGAACUUUAUCUUAUACGACUACGACAAGCGAUUCACGAUAAGAGUCAGACGACACAGGAAGAAAGAGCGGAGGUGGUGGAGAAGUGGAAGAAUUUACAGGGACUUGCAGCGUAA
Messenger RNA from Plenodomus lingam JN3, 2586 nucleotides. RefSeq lists its product as uncharacterized. The record is from RefSeq and is a predicted model, not a curated record. Gene Ontology annotation, biological process: carbohydrate metabolic process. Gene Ontology annotation, molecular function: hexosyltransferase activity; UDP-glycosyltransferase activity. Lineage: Eukaryota; Fungi; Ascomycota; Dothideomycetes; Pleosporales; Leptosphaeriaceae.